This is a messenger RNA of Oryza sativa Japonica Group (Japanese rice), 1819 nucleotides long. RefSeq names its product probable magnesium transporter NIPA6. Gene Ontology annotation, cellular component: membrane. Gene Ontology annotation, biological process: magnesium ion transport. NCBI's taxonomy places the organism in Eukaryota, Viridiplantae, Streptophyta, Magnoliopsida, Poales, Poaceae. The record is from RefSeq and is a predicted model, not a curated record. Gene Ontology annotation, molecular function: magnesium ion transmembrane transporter activity.
UUUGUUUCGUCUCGUAAUCCUCCUUUGGCUUCUUCCUCGGUUCCUCCUACUCCUCCAUCCUGUACACAGGAGAGAGGAGCAGGAGCCCUCCUGGCCAAUCAGCUCUCGGCUCUCCCCCUCUUCUUCCUUCCAAGCAACAAAAUCCUACGCGGAAAAACCAUCCAAGAACCACAUUCCCGUCGUCAAAAACAGCCCGAAUUGUAGGGGAAAGUAGCCCCGAGAAGCGACGAUCUUGGAGGGAAAUCUGGUGUGGAGUUCGGAUCGUUCAAUCCGCGGAUGGAAGGAGGAGGAGGAGGAGGGCAGGAGUUGUCGACGGACAACGUGAAGGGGAUCGUCCUGGCGCUCCUCUCCAGCGGCUUCAUCGGCGCCAGCUUCAUCAUCAAGAAGAAGGGCCUCCGCCGCGCCGCCGUCGCCUCCGGCAUCCGCGCAGGGGUUGGUGGGUACUCGUACCUCCUGGAGCCUCUAUGGUGGGUUGGCAUGAUCACCAUGAUUGUGGGAGAAGUUGCCAAUUUCGUCGCAUACGCCUUCGCUCCCGCGGUUCUUGUUACUCCUCUUGGAGCACUGAGCAUAAUUGUUAGUGCAGUGCUGGCACAUUUUAUCCUGAAUGAGAGGUUACACGCGCUUGGUGUUCUUGGUUGUGUUAUGUGCAUCGCGGGAUCAGUGGUGAUUGUUAUUCAUGCUCCUCAGGAGCAAGAGAUUACUUCAGUUAGAGAAAUCUGGAACAUGGCGAUACAGCCUGCUUUCUUGCUAUAUGUUGCUUCAGUUAUAGUGGUGGUCUUCGUGCUAGUGUUCCAUUUCUCCCCUCUAUAUGGGCAGUCAAAUGUGUUGAUCUACACUGCCAUUUGCUCUUUGAUGGGUUCUCUUUCGGUAAUGAGUGUUAAAGCUCUUGGUACAUCCUUAAAGUUGACGUUUGAGGGGACAAAUCAGUUGGUAUAUCCAGAGACUUGGUUCUUUGUGCUUAUAGUGGCCACUUGUGUGCUAACACAGAUGAAUUACUUGAACAAGGCACUUGAUACAUUUAAUACUGCAAUUGUAUCUCCAAUCUAUUAUGUAAUGUUCACAACACUAACAAUACUUGCAAGCGUCAUAAUGUUCAAGGAUUGGUCUGGUCAAAGCCUUGGAAGCAUUACUUCUGAAAUCUGUGGUCUGAUUGUUGUGUUGUCUGGUACCAUUUUGUUACAUGUGACGAAGGAUUAUGAAAGGAUUCCGCAAUCAAGAAGUAUAUACGCACCAUUGUCUCCCUCCUUGACAGCAAGAUUAAACGGAGACUUACUGAAGCACGUCGAGGAUGAUAGGAACCCCGAUGAAGAAAAAGCCUUGAGAAGGCAAGAGAUGUACUAGCUCCAGUCUCCUGAAGCUCAAAAAAGGAUGAACAACUCCGAUUGAGCUAACUAGUGACAUCAGUGAUUGCUAUGGUGUGUUGGUCUGUACAUAAUCAGGCAUCUGCAGGAAUUGGUCCAAAGGAUUGAAGGUGACUGCCUGCCUGUAAAUCUUUGAGGUGGUUUUGGGAGGCUGCAGGUUACUUCCACAGAUAGAAUUGAAGUUUGGGUGCACAGAUUCUUCUCAUUUCUCUUCUUUUUCUUCUAUCUCUUCUGGUGACGUAUCCCCAGUUUUGUCCACGGCAUUUCUUUCUUGCCCCUUGUGUAGAUUUGAGAGUGAGCUAUGGAGAUUGUAUUGCAACUGUGAAUGCUGUACAUUAUUAGUAUUAUUGUGAACUGCCGCUCCUGAUUCUAAUUUGUUCUUUCUUCUCCUGUAAAAGUUUACCAGUACUAUGUACUCUUAUAGCUCCUGUUUUAAAAAAAAAAACUCUUAUACCUAA